Symphalangus syndactylus (siamang) is the source of this 757-nucleotide messenger RNA. RefSeq names its product endogenous retrovirus group 48 member 1, envelope (gene ERVH48-1). The record is from RefSeq and is a predicted model, not a curated record. NCBI's taxonomy places the organism in Eukaryota, Metazoa, Chordata, Mammalia, Primates, Hylobatidae.
AUGGCCUGUAUCUACCCAACCACUUGCUAUACCUCUCUUCCAACCAAAAGUCUUAAUACAGGAAUAUCCCUCACCACAAUCCUAAUACUGUCAGUAGCUGUCCUGCUGUCCACAGCAGCCCCUCUGAGCUGCCAUGAGUGUUAUCAGUCUUUGUACUACAGAGGGAAGAUGCAACAAUACUUUACUUACCAUACUCAUAUAGAAAGAUCCUGUUAUGGAACCUUAAUUGAGGAAUGUGUUGAAUCAGGAAAGAGUUAUUAUAAAGUAAAGAAUCUAGGAGUAUCUGGCAGUCGUAAUGGGGCUAUUUGCCCCAGAGGGAAGCAGUGGCUUUGCUUCACCAAAAUUGGACAAUGGGGAGUAAACACUCAGGUGCUCGAGGACAUAAAGAGAGAACAGAUUAUAGCCAAAGCCAACGCCUCAAAACCAACAACUCCCCCUGAAAAUCACCCGCGGCAUUUCCAUUCCUUUAUACAAAAACUAUAAGCAGAUGCAUCCCUUCCCAAGCCAGGAAAAAACCUGUUUGUAGAUCUAGGAGAACCAUCGCGCUUACCAUGAAUGUGUCCAAUUGCUGGGCAUGCGGGGGAGCUUUAUGAGUGAACAGUGGCCGUGGGACGGGACAGACAUUCCCCCUUACUUACUGGCAUCCCAAAACCCCAGCCUCACUUUCACUCCUCAGGAACGCCCGCAGUCCUGGACACUUACCAACCCAGUAAGAGGGACGGCGUGCAUAUCCCGCAAGUGGACUGAUAAAACCCAU